AUGUUCUCAAAAAUGAGAAGCUCUAGCAUUCAAGUGGGUCUCAUAGUUGUUCUCCUAACAGCUAGUGUUGUUUUAUCCGAUGACAAUGUGCCAAUUCCAGCUGACAAGGCCCAAGUGAGAACAUGGUUCAAUAACAAUGUGAGGCCCUUGGCACAAAGCAAGAGCUUGGACCCUGGACUAGUUGCUGCAGAGGCUGGUGCUAGGGUUGUUAAGGUCAUGCAAGAUGGCAGUGGGAAUUUCAAGACCAUCACUGAUGCCAUUAAGAGCAUCCCUAUUGGAAACACAAAGCGUGUCAUUAUCUACAUUGGAGGAGGAAAUUAUCAUGAGAAAAUCAAAAUUGAGAGGACAAAGCCUUUUGUCACAUUUUAUGGGGCACCAGGGAACAUGCCGAACUUGACCUAUGGGGGCACUGCACAACAAUAUGGCACUGUUGACAGUGCUACAUUGAUUGUUGAAUCAGAUUAUUUUGUGGCUUCUAACAUCAUAAUCUCGAAUUCAGCACCAAGACCUGAUGGAAAGAGGCCAGGAGCUCAAGCGGUUGCUCUAAGAAUUUCUGGUGACAAAGCAGCGUUUUAUAAUUGCAAGUUUUUUGGAUUCCAGGACACAAUUUGUGAUGAUAGGAAUAGGCAUUUUUUCAAAAACUGCUUCAUUCAAGGCACUGUGGAUUUUAUUUUUGGAAGUGGCAAGUCACUAUAUUUGAACACUGAAUUGAGAGUGCUUGGUGACAAUGGGAUGACAGUGAUAGUGGCACAAGCAAGAAAAAGUGAGGCAGAGGACAGUGCCUACUCAUUUGUGCAUUGCCAUAUUACUGGAACUGGAACUGGCACUUACUUGGGAAGAGCAUGGAUGUCUCAUCCCAAAGUGAUCUUCGCUUACACCACUAUGAGCAAUGUUAUUAAUAAAGCAGGGUGGAGUAACAACAAUCACCCAGAAUAUGACAGAUCUGCAUAUUUUGGAGAGUACCAAAACAAGGGACCCGGUGCAGAUGUCAGUGGGCGUGCCUCAAUCACAAAGAAACUAAGUUUCGCGGAGGUCAAACCUUACGUAACGCUUGGCAUGCUUCAGGCCUCCAAAUGGCUACUUCCUCCUCCAAGAGUCUAA
This is a messenger RNA of Gastrolobium bilobum, 1101 nucleotides long. RefSeq names its product pectinesterase PPME1-like. Bases 1 to 1101 code for a protein of 366 amino acids. The transcript has 4 exons. Lineage: Eukaryota; Viridiplantae; Streptophyta; Magnoliopsida; Fabales; Fabaceae. Gene Ontology annotation, molecular function: pectinesterase activity. Gene Ontology annotation, biological process: cell wall modification. The record is from RefSeq and is a predicted model, not a curated record.